UUUUCAUUGCGGAAGCGCUGAGUUUCGUAUUUUGCAUUUAGAAACUUCGAAUAUCAUCAUCAUGGUCUAUGUGAAGAACUGGGAAGAUUUUGAAAUCGCUGCCGAGAAUAUGUAUAUGGCGAAUCCACAAAAUUGCCGAUAUACAAUGAAAUACGUGCACUCCAAGGGUCACAUACUGCUCAAAAUGACGGACAAUGUCAAGUGCGUACAAUACAAGGCGGAGAACAUGCCCGAUCUGAAGAAAAUUGAGAAAAUCACAAGCAAUCUGGUCGGUCACAUGGCGUCCAAGGAGUAAAGCAAGCACACAAAAUUGGCCACGGCAGCAGUUUGGAUGUGGAGCAAAAACAACAAUAACAACAAAUGCCUUGAUGUUAUUGUCACUGUCGUUGUUGCUGUUGUCUGAUGCUGAAUCGCCGUGUGUCCCACCUGCAAUUGUUUAGUUUGUAAGCGCCCUGACCAAUAAGGCGACUAAUUAAGUGUGUGGUAACAAGAGUAGUUGUUUAAAUAACAUUUUAUAAAUGUUAGCUCUGUACACACCAGUCAGCCUAAUUGGCGUCAGUGCAGUUUUAAUAAUUACGAUACUUGUAUAUUUAUUGUAAUGAAGAAUGAAUGGGUAAAGUUAUAGCUGCAUUAUUGUGACAUAUUGAGUUUAGUGCAUAUUUCCAUGAAAUGCUUAAAAAAACGAAUAAAAUGGGGUGUUUUCUAAGAAAAU
Molecule: messenger RNA, 712 nt
Organism: Drosophila sulfurigaster albostrigata
Lineage: Eukaryota; Metazoa; Arthropoda; Insecta; Diptera; Drosophilidae
Gene: Srp9
Product: signal recognition particle 9 kDa protein
Exons: 3
Coding region: 62-295 (77 amino acids)
Biological process (GO): SRP-dependent cotranslational protein targeting to membrane; negative regulation of translational elongation
Cellular component (GO): signal recognition particle, endoplasmic reticulum targeting
Molecular function (GO): 7S RNA binding
Source: RefSeq, a predicted model, not a curated record